UGUGGAGGCGCCGCGGCCUCAUAUGCAAAUAUAGAUCCCCUGAUCGGUGACGUCACAUCACCCCACAGCACGCCAAGCCUUCCCAUUGGUCGGCGAGCCCUGGUCUCAUUGACAACAAAACAACCAGCACGCGCUAUUACAAGAGGAGUGGGCGGGGCUUUCAGAGCCUCCCAACCCUCACACCCUACCACACGCCUGGCGUCCAGGGAAGGAAAACCAAGCCUCGUUUUCAAUCAUCGUGCUUCGCCUAUGGUUUUAUGUGUCCGCGCAACGAGGCUAGGCACGCAAAGUGGAGGGGGAAAUGCUUCAGUUUGUCAGUAACCAGGUGGGAGAAUUUCCGGACCUGUUUGAGGAUCAGUUAUGUUCCACCUACCAAGGAAACGCUGCAAUGGACACCAGUUUACCCAAGACGUACAGCCAGCCCCAGCCUCAGACCUACCAGACCCCAGCACCACCGCCCCAGACCCCACAGGCUGUAGCACCUGUGAAGAGUUCAGUGCAGAGCGCCCCUCAGAGGAGCACACCCGUUCUUCAGCCUCGCCCUGUCAUCCAGUCCCCUCCACAACAUCAGCUGCAGCAGCAGACGGUGAUGCUGGCCCAAAAUUUUAGCACGGCCCCCCAGACUCGUUUUAUACAGCAACCACUCAUCUACCAAAAUGCCGGCACCACAAGUUUUCAAGUGCUGCAGCCCCAAGUUCAAAGUUUGAUGACCACACAGCAGAUGCAACCAGUGACCAUGCAGCAGGUACAGACAGUCCAAGCCCAGAGGGUACUCACACAGACCGCCAAUGGGACCAUUCAGACUCUUAGUCCUGCCACACAAGGAACAAUCCAGACGCUGACUCCAGCUACUGUCCAGGCUGUUACACCACAAGUGCAGCAAGUUCCAGUUCUGGUACAGCCUCAGAUAAUAAAGACCGAGUCCCUUGUCCUCACAGCACUAAAGGCAGACGGUAGUCCGGUCAUGACUGCGGUACAGAAUCCUGCCAUUACAACGCUCACUACUCCUCUACAGACCACUGCUCUGCAAAUGCCUACAUUGGUUGGAGGUGGUGGAACUAUUCUGACAACUAUGCCAGUCAUGAUGGGACAAGAAAAGAUGCCUAUAAAGCAGGUGCCUGGCAAUGUGAAACAGCCAGAGGUGCCCAAGGAGGGUGAAAGGAGAACAACACAUAACAUAAUCGAGAAAAGGUAUCGCUCAUCCAUCAAUGAUAAAAUCAUUGAACUGAAGGACUUGGUUAUGGGAACGGAUGCCAAGAUGCACAAGUCGGGGGUCUUAAAGAAAGCCAUAGACUACAUAAAAUACUUGCAACAAUCCAACCAGAAACUUCGGCAAGAAAAUAUGGCCCUCAAGCUGGCCAAUCAGAAGAACAAAUAUCUGAAGGGCAUUGAUCUGAGCAGCCUGGUGGACACCAGCAUGGAAAUGAAGAUGGAUGAAUUCAACCAAAAUAUUCUGAUGAUGUCUCCACCGGCAUCGGACUCUGGAUCUCCUGCUGUCUACUCUCCUUAUUCUGUGGAUUCAGAGCCAGGGAGUCCUUUGCUAGAUGAUGAAAAGGUGAAGGAUGAGCCUGACUCUCCAACAGGACUUGGGAUGAUGGAUCGCUCUAGGAUGCUUCUCUGUGCAAUGACAUUCCUUUGCUUAACAUUUAACCCUUUAACAUCUCUGCUGCAUUCAGAAAGUGACCAACAUUCAGAAAGAACUGUACAGCAUGGGACAAGUAGAACUAUGCUGGGUAUUGAAGUUUCAGGUCUUUCUGGUAGCUGGCUCGACUGGCUUAUCCCUACAUUGAUUCUAUGGCUUGUGAAUGGGGUGAUCGUCCUCAGUGUUUUUAUGAAGCUGCUGAUCCAUGGAGAGCCAGUGACACGGCUACACUCGCGUUCUUCCGUAAAGUUCUGGAGGCAUCGCAAACAGGCUGACUUGGAUCUUACUAGGGGAGACUUCGGAGCAGCAUCAGUGAAUUUACAGACUUGCUUGUGUGUAUUGGGCCGCUCUCUCCCUGCUUCUCGGUUUGACCUUGCAUGUAGCCUAUCCUGGAACGUUAUACGUUGUAGCCUUCAAAAGAUCAGUCUGGUACGAUGGUUACUCAAACGUACUCCGGGCCACUGUAAGAAAGCAGAAUUUCAUGAUGAAGCCACAACCAGUGCUCGGGAUGCUGCCCUUGUGUAUCAUAAGUUGCACCAGCUCCAUUUGACAGGAAAGCUGCCAUCAAGUUGGAAUUGUUCAGGCCUCAAUCUCUCACUAUGUGCAGUAAAUCUAGCAGAGUGUGCUGGGGACAAGAUCUCACCAACCUUACUAGCAGAAAUCCAUCUAACCACAGCUGUACAGAUGAAGGUCACCUUCUCGAGGAGAUUCUCUUUCCUGUCUGCAUAUUUCUUGGGGUGUGCCCAAAGUAGCAGCUCUUCCAGUGACUCAGAGUCUCUACCAGAAUCCUUACGCUGGCUGACGCACCCUCUGGGUAAACACUUCUUCAUCAAUUCCAACUGGACUGUGAAGACUGCAUCAAAAGAAUCCAUAUACAGCUCUUCAAGAAACCCAGCUGACCCCAUUGCUCAAAUCCAUCGGGCAUUUUGUGAAUCUUUGCUGGAGAAAGCAUUGUAUGCGCUUGCAAAACCAGAAGCUCCCAAAAUGUCACUGGAAGAAGAAAGCUGCGAGUUUUCCAAAGCUCAACAAUAUCUGAAACUAUUAAACGUGUUUGCGGAUUCAGUAAGCGGCGUCACCUUCCUUCCCAUCAGAGGUUCUUCCACCAUGUUGACCUCUACUAGUACAGAUCCCAUCUGUCGCUGGUGGUACUCUGUCACUUCAAUGGCUGUAGGAUGGCUACAGGGUGAUGAUACGGUAGUGAAAUCCCAUUAUUUGGAUGUGGAGAGGAUACCCAAGCUGCUGGAUGCAGAGAACCCCUUAGUGAAAGCAGUCACUCACAUGUGCAGAGCCUUGCAAAUGUCUUUGUCUGGAAAGACUGACAGUGCACAGAAUUCAUUCAGUCAUUGUGAGAAAGCCAGCGCCUUUUUGUGGAAUAGUCUGAACAUGAACAGCCCCUGCAAUAAUGAUCUCAACAAGGUAGUACAGCUGCUUAUCUGUGACCUCCUGCUUUCAAUGAGAACUUCAUUGUGGCAGAAACAGGCCUGCUCCACCCAGACAUCAGGAGAACCGGUUCAUGCGUCAAAAUCGGUGUUAACUGGGUUUCAGAGGGACCUCAGCAGUCUACGGAGAUUGGCCCUCACCUUCAAACCUGCACAGUGCAAAUUGUUCCUGCAUGAAGCCACAGUUCGUCUUAUGGCUGGAGCAAGUCCCACCCGUACCCAUCAGUUACUGCAGCACAGUCUUCAGAAACGGCCUCCCAAUACCAAUAAGCCAGGUGACAUGGAAUCAUUACCAGGACAGAGGGAGAGAGCCACAGCCAUUCUCCUGGCAUGCCGCCACCUUCCCCUGUCAUUUUUAUCUUCUCCUGGCCAGAGAGUCGUCAUGUUGGCUGAAGCAGCACGGACUCUGGAGAAGGUGGGCGACAGGCGCUCUUAUCAUGAUUGCCAGCAGAUGAUGGUUAAGCUUAGUGGGGGCACUGCCAUGGCGGCAUCUUGAGGCCCAUUGUUUUCUUUUGGCCUCAACUACUGAACAUGAUCCAGAAAUAAAUACUGGCCUUUCUGAUAAGCGUGUUCAAGCCCUUCAAGCAUUUUUAUAAACCAAAUAGAAAUAAAAAUACUCUGAGAACCGUCUCGGUAAGAAAAAUGUUCUACAUGAAGGGACUAUUAUCGGAAGAGAUGCCUGGAUGGACCGCUGCAUCAUCAGAUACAUUAUUCCUGCAGUUUUUGUGUUCUAUGUAUUAUGUCCUCCCACAUUCAUACAAUCCGCUCUCUUUUAUUUGUAGCCAGUAGCACUUAUGAAGGCAGCCCUGGCUGACAGUACAACACAUAUUAGAAGCUUGGUUUAUAAGAAUUCCUCUACAAUUCAAACGUUAGUGGAACUAGAUAAGCAGGUUGGGAAAUAUGUUCCCAAAUAUUCUUAUUUACUAGUUUGCGCUCUUCAGGUGACCUGAAGACACAAACAUUGGCGCUCAUUGGCGUUCCUGAGGUAUCACGGGUUAAAUGUUCAUUGAAUUAGCGACCAUACUCCUAAAAGUUAGGGACUUUUUUUUUUUCCUUACUGGAUGGUGACAAAGCCAGCAGACUUCCCUUACCCACCAGCCAUAGGUUCACCUUAAAGAGUACCUGUCAUCAAACAAUAUUUUCUAAACUAGCUCAGUUUAUAUUCCCUAACUACUCCUAACACCCCUCCGGCCCUUAAAAAAAUAAAAUGUUCCAAGCUUUAAAAAGCUCUGUAUUAUACCUUUUCCCUUUGCCCACAUUGUGUGAGCUCCCGGCAGGAGAAAGUGGGCAUUCCCUAGCAGACACAACGUCACUGAGGCCUGCGAGAGCUGUGCCUCACCAUGCCCCACAUGCACUUCCGGAGUUUGAACUUCUGCAAGUCCAAGUGGAGACCAAACUCACUGUUUGACUUGUGUCAGGGAACAGAACAGAGCCUCCUAGUGGCCAUUUUUUCAAUCACAUUAAAAACACAUAGGCGAUUUAUCAAGCUCUGUAGUAGAUUUUUUUUGCUUAAAAAAAUGUUGCAUGUACUUGCGCACAUGCAACUUUUCUAUACAUGCUGCGACUUUUUGAUUCUUGCUUAUUCCAAAGCACAUUUCUGAAAUCUGCUCAUGUAGUAUUUUUUUUUUUUUUUUUUUUUUUUUUUUACUUUGCAGUGGUCAUGUAUUUAUCAAAUGCGAUAGUCGCUAUUUAUGAAGGAAAAAAAGUUGCAUCUCCAUUUAAAAGUCACAUAUGUAUUCCAGGUCCAGCCUGGCUUACAGAAAGUGCAUACAUCAGGAGAUUAAAGGGGUUAUCCACCAUAAGGUGGUUUUAGUACGUACCUGCCAGACAGUAAUGGACAUGCUUAGGAAGGAUCUGUGCUUGUCUUGGGGCUAAAUGGCUAUGUUGUGAGAUUACCAUAACACUGUGGGUAGCUUUUUGUGAACUGGUAUUUCCUGCCUUUUUUUUCUUUUUUGCCUAUAAAUCCCAUAAUUCCAUUUUCCUCCCUCCCACACAUCCACCCCACCCAUUGAAUCAUAAAUGAGCUGCAUCCACUCAAGUCCUGUGGUUGUCAAUCAGGGUGCCUACAGCUGUUUUAUUAGUUGCAGAUUGAUCUCUCUCCCACCAAGCGAUCGUUCCACCCAUUGAAGCAGAAAGGCUCCCUGUCAUCAGCUGACUAGCGAGUCAGGUCUUGGCCACAUUGCAACCUGGGAAAAUUCUGAGACAACAGUAAUUUUGUAUGCUGUUAAAAAGAAAUAUUGGGGUGAAAUUCACAGAAGAAUUGUGAGAAAACCAUCACACACAAGUACAGACACUAUAUUAUGAACUACACUAACUUUACAGCCCCUGUAGCAUAGUCAAAUAAAAAAAAAAUCCUGGAAUACCCCUUUAACACCCACUUUAACAACUGUUCUUGUUCUGCAUCAUGAAACAAAGCUACUACAUUAAUAUUAAUAGAAAAAAUUAUGUAACUAAUCUAUUAAUUUUAAGGUUGAAAAUACACAAUGCACACCUGGUUAAUUUUAGGACAUGUACAUUCUGGCAUACCCACUACAUUUUAAAAUUAAUAUUGUGUUAAAAUAGAAUAAGGCACAAAAUAAUUAUGUAAGAAUUUUUACAGACUACAUAAAUAACCCAUAUGUGGCACUACAAUUUUUCCAUCCAUAGUAAUACAGCUUCAUGCACAUUUUGGGGUGGGUAACAUAUAAAACAGUUUUUUAUAUUUUUGUGGCUUCACUAUUGUUUAUGUGCCUGUUAGGUGCUGCGCUUUCUUCCUUCCUGACGUAAACUCAGGCCUCAGUGUAGCUAUGCAAGACUCCGCCCACCAAUGUUACAAAAUGCGGGCCCAAAAUUAAACAAAAAGUCUCCAGAGUCAUGGUGCGGCAUAGUAUGUUUUUAAUAUUUUUUAAUUCCAGAGGAGGGUGGAUGGGUUGUUGCGGAAGAGUUGGAAUGCAGCUAUUUAGUGCCAGGAAGGCCAGUCAGGAUGUCACCCGAUGCGGUACGCCCCCCUCCCCGUCACACUCUAGCAACGCUACUGGUAAUAAAGGGUAGAUAACAUAAGGGAAAACUUUUCUGCUUUUGUAAAUGGGUUUCCCGGGCUUACGUGUGAUUUUAUUUGUCAAGGUCGUGCAACUAUUUGUAAAUAGGUUGCAUGUAAGCAAAAGUAAGUAAAAAAAAUUAUCAUAUAAAAGCCAUAGGUUUGAAAAGAAUGAUAAAUCUCCUUCAUGAACGUUGAGAAUUUUAACAGCAAGGAAAUAGCAAAUUGUCUCAAAAUAACAUAAGGAACAAUAUAUUAAAAGUUUCGUUUGGUGACAGGUACUCUUUAAAUCUUGGUUUUCAUGGCAUACUAUUAUUACUGUAUAUAGUAAAAAUGCGGAGGCUUAACAAACAACUGGUUUGCAUAGUAUCAUUUUCUUCAUAGCCUUCCCCAUAUGAGCAAGAGCCUGGUGGAAGUGCAUUGUAUGACUUUUUUUAUUUUGUAGCUUCUCCAGGCAUAUCCCUUUUUAAACUUGCAUUUUGGAUCCGACUUUUUUCUGGAAGACCGUAAAAUGCUCUUUUCAUUUUAAGUGUUCUGAAAAAUAAAGCAUACAUAGGCUAUAGAAUCCUAAGGAUAUGUUCACACAAUGUAUACAAUCCUUUCUUUUAAAAGGGAAAAAAAAAAAGUUUCCGAUAAACCGCAAUAAACUCUAUGGCUAAUCCGCGAGUAUGCCAUGGUAUACAUUUAAAUACCUUUUUGCUAAUAUUCUGACAUGUUAAACUCUCUCCACAGUUCAGUGUUUGAAUAAAAAUAUUAUAAUACUAGCUUUUGCCCGCGGCUUCGCUCGCGUUAGAUUUGGGGUAACAUAAAUCUACUUUCCUAUAGUAAUGAGGCCGCUCUGGGUAAAGUAUACAGGCAUCCAAAUAACCUGAAUUCUUUCAACUUUGAUUACCACGCCUAAAGAGUUAAUGCCGGAGUGGCGAUGUCCGGCAUUAGCCACGGGUCCUGGCUGCGGAUAGCAGCCGGGACCGUGCGGGUAUGAUGAGAGCUCAGCUCCUGAGCUCACUUCAUAACCCUCCCGUGAGGCAGCGCCGGGUAUACCCAGCAUUCUGCGGCAAGGGGUUAAUUUAUACAAACUUUUAGGGGUGGAAUUUUAGAAAACGUUAAAACACGUGUUUCUUUAUCUCUAAUUGUUAGCCUAAAAACAAAGUUUCAUGCUUUUAGCUUAAAAAAUGAUGGACUUCCAUACAAACUUUCAACCCCUUUUUCACUCCCAUAAGGGUUGAAUCCUUUCUUAUUCCUCGUCUCCGUCUUAAAAACAACACCUGUGAAAAAAUUCAGCUUUUUAGGUCCAAGGGUUUAGGCUGGGCGUUGAUGAGUCAGUGAGUCAGGCCUUCUCUUAUAUAUAUAUAACUUUCCGCCCUUAAAUGCCAAGAAAAGUGACACUUAAUAGACCAGUCUUUCCCAGUGAGGGUGCCCCCAGCUGUUGCAAAA
Messenger RNA from Hyla sarda, 7531 nucleotides. RefSeq names its product sterol regulatory element binding transcription factor 2 (gene SREBF2). The record is from RefSeq and is a predicted model, not a curated record. The transcript has 19 exons. Gene Ontology annotation, cellular component: nucleus. Bases 302 to 3577 code for a protein of 1091 amino acids. Gene Ontology annotation, biological process: positive regulation of cholesterol storage; positive regulation of transcription by RNA polymerase II. Gene Ontology annotation, molecular function: RNA polymerase II cis-regulatory region sequence-specific DNA binding; protein dimerization activity; DNA-binding transcription factor activity, RNA polymerase II-specific. Lineage: Eukaryota; Metazoa; Chordata; Amphibia; Anura; Hylidae.